This is a messenger RNA of Echinostoma caproni, 600 nucleotides long. NCBI's taxonomy places the organism in Eukaryota, Metazoa, Platyhelminthes, Trematoda, Plagiorchiida, Echinostomatidae. The record is from the annotation of a GenBank genome assembly.
AUGUACAACGGAAUAGGUUUACCGACUCCUCGGGGAAGUGGCACCAAUGGUUACGUUCAGAAAAACCUGGCCUUCAUUGGAACUGUCAAGGAAAGGGUACCGUACAAAACUGACGAUGAUUUGAAGCGCGCGGAUGCUUUGUUCUUCAAAGAACCGAAUAAAGAAAUAUUGGAGCAUGAAAGAAAAAGGAAAAUCGAAGUCAUCUGUUUUGAACGAGAAUUACUUAUGGAGGAACAAGGAUACACUGAAGAGGAAAUCAAAAAUAAGGUUUCUGUUCUCCGUGCAGAGCUUCUCGAGAAACUUAAAUCUGAAGAAGUCAAGAAGAAAACGCCGCUUUCUGCAGCUGUUGCUAUCAUUAAAAACACGGUAUUCAAAGAAGCGCUUGGUAUCGGUGCCGACUUCCAGGAGGGGAACUCUAUGGAGCAGGCAAAUCAGAGGCGCAAAGAAGAGCAGGAAAACAAAAAGCUCCUGGAACAACAGAAGCAACUGAGUUCGUUUUAUCCAACUCAUGUAGAUAUCUGUGUUUCUCGGUUCAGUCGUCAAAUGCAGUCAAUCAGUAAUGAGAAAAAGCAGAGUUGGCGUACACGGGACAGGUAUUAA